GUUUUUUUAUAAAUAAAUCAUGCAUUUGAGAGCUCCUUUUGUUGGAAAGAUGCUUCCUUUGUUGAUCAAUAGCGUUGGUUCUCGGAGAAUAUCAAGUGUUUGUAGAAAAGAGAUGACAUUUGGAAAUGUUUAUACUACUGAGAGAUUUGCUUCUCAUCUUGAAGCCUGUGUUGAUGCUGGAUCUCUGAGGAAGGUUCAUGCUUGCAUCUUUGCUUGUGGAUUUGGUGAUAAUAUUUUUCUGGGAUCCAAGCUUGUGAAUGCUUAUGCUGAUAUCAGUGCUUUAUGGGAAUCCAGAUUGGUGUUUGAUAGAAUCAUUAACAGGAAUCUUUCUCUUUGGAAUUCGGCUAUUGUCGGGUAUUCUAGAGCUGGAUAUUUUGAGGAGGUUUUGAGGUUAUAUUCAUGUUUGAAGAUGCAGGACAUUGGUGUUGAUAGUUCUGCCGUUGUGUUUGGUUUGAAGAGUUGUCAUGAGCUUGGGAUGAUGGACUUUGGAAGAGGAAUUCAUGGUGAUGCUUAUAAAGUUGGAUUGCAUGGAGAUAAAUUCGUUGUUCCUUCUCUUGUCAAGUUGUACUUCAAAUGUGGAAUUAUGAAAGAUGCAGAUAGGGUGUUUGAGGAGAUUUUUGAGAAAGAUAUUGUGGCCUACACCUCAAUGAUCACUGGGUAUGCACAACAGGCUGGUUUUCAUGUGAUGAAAGCUUUUCAAAUUGCCUGUGAGAUGCAUAGGGAGGGAUUGGAUGCCAAUCGAGUGUCGCUGGUGAGUUUGCUUCAGGCUGCGGGGAAGGUGGAAGCUCUUCAUGAAGGUCGAUCAAUUCAUUGCUAUGCUAUGAGGAGAGGAAUUGAUCUUUCAGAUGAAGUUCUCGAGACUAGUUUGGUCGACAUGUAUGCUAAAUGUGGUGCUAAGGUGGAAGCAGUAUCUUUUCUGAGACAAAUGAGAAGGUCUGUUGCUUCAUGGAAUGCGUUGAUUGCAGGCAUCAAUUCAUAUGAUUGUGAUCGUAGUUCUGAAGCUUUGCAUCUCCUCUGUCAGAUGGUGCAUCAAGAAGGCUUGUACCCAAACUCAAUCACCUUAGCGAAUGUUCUGUCAGCUUGUUGUGAAUCAACCUAUGUGCAUCUGGUCACAAGCAUCCAUGGAUAUAUAAUCAGAAGGGAGCUCCCUCCUGAUUUGGUCCUCACUACUGCUCUCAUCGAUGGUUAUUCGAGAUGUGGUAAAGUACACAAUGCUAGGGAAUUGUUUAAUUGGCUCAAAGUGAGAGACACAAUUUUAUUUAAUGUGAUUAUUUCUGCAUAUCUUCGCAAUGGAGAAAUUGACGAGGUGAUCAAAAUGCUCGAUUGGAUGUUUGAAGAAGGGGUGAGACCAAAUACAGUUACUUUGUUAGUUCUGUUGUCAGGAUUUGCCAAUUUGGAAGAUCUAAGAAGAGGUAGAUGUAUUCAUGGUUGUGUACUCCGUCAGGGUCUCCAAACAAACAUGGAUGUUUCCAAUCAACUUCUGCACAUGUACACCAAAUGUGCAUCCAUUGAUGUUGCAAGAAAAUUUUUUGACUCAAUGACAAAUAAGGAUUUGGUUUCAUGGACUACAAUGAUGAUGUGUUAUGUAAAUCAAGGUCAUGCAGAUGAAGCUCUGGCUUUGUUUCGGCUAAUGCAGAGAAAUGGUGACAAGCCUGAUUCAGUGACUCUUAUUACCUUGAUUCAGGCACUUUCCCUGCUCGGCUUAUUAGAACAGAUAAAAGAAAUUCAAGGGCACAUCUACAGGAUUCGGCCGGAAAGAGAUUCAGCAAUUACUAGCGCUCUAAUUAUGGCAUAUGCAAAAUGUGGAAGGCUGGAUUUGGCUGAGUUGACUUUCUGUAAUGCGGCCGAUCAAACACUGAACUUGUGGAACACAAUGAUAUCUGCAUACGGGAUGCACGGGUACUGCCGAGAGGCCCUCAAGCUCUUUCAUCAAUUGCAAAACCAAAAUCUUAGACCAGAUAGCUUGACAUUCUCUUCAGUGCUCUCAGCUUGCAGCCAUGCUGGCUUGGUAGAAGAGGGCAGGGAUAUCUUCAAUUCCAUGAAAUCCAAAUACUCAAUUGCACCACAAGAAGAACACUACAGUUGCAUCGUUGAUCUAUUAGGCCGAGCCGGUCAUCUUGAGGAAGCAUAUGAGUUUGUGAACUGUUCUCCUUUGCGAAAUAAGACCAGUGCAUUGUCUGCUUUGCUCGGUGCUUGCCGAGUUCAUAGAAACACUCAAUUGGGAGAGAUCAUUGGUUUGCAGCUCCUUGAACUUGAUCCUCAGAAUUCUACUACUUUUGCCAUGGUUUCCAACAUCUACGCCGAGGCUGGUAAGUGGCGCGACGCCGCAACUUUGAGACUUGUUGCCAGAGAAAGAGGUUUGCGAAAAAUGCCUGGUUAUAGCUUAGUAGAAUUAGAAAAUUGAGAUUGAUUUCUCUACAAAUUGUAUAGAUUAAUCAUCUCUAGUUAGAGCAGCCAUGAGCAAUAAUGAAAUUACCUGCAAAGCAUCAUGGUAGAGUUUUGUAGUUGAUUGAUUGUUAAUUACUUUGUUCAUUUAUCUUCUGAGAUAUAAAGAUUGCUGAUAUUUUCUUUGCAAGUUAUA
Molecule: messenger RNA, 2581 nt
Organism: Dioscorea cayenensis subsp. rotundata (Guinea yam)
Lineage: Eukaryota; Viridiplantae; Streptophyta; Magnoliopsida; Dioscoreales; Dioscoreaceae
Product: pentatricopeptide repeat-containing protein At1g06140, mitochondrial-like
Exons: 1
Coding region: 20-2404 (794 amino acids)
Biological process (GO): RNA modification
Molecular function (GO): protein binding; RNA binding
Source: RefSeq, a predicted model, not a curated record